Molecule: messenger RNA, 1020 nt
Organism: Urocitellus parryii (Arctic ground squirrel)
Lineage: Eukaryota; Metazoa; Chordata; Mammalia; Rodentia; Sciuridae
Product: T-cell surface glycoprotein CD1a-like
Biological process (GO): antigen processing and presentation, exogenous lipid antigen via MHC class Ib; antigen processing and presentation, endogenous lipid antigen via MHC class Ib; positive regulation of T cell mediated cytotoxicity
Cellular component (GO): external side of plasma membrane
Molecular function (GO): exogenous lipid antigen binding; lipopeptide binding; endogenous lipid antigen binding
Source: RefSeq, a predicted model, not a curated record
AUGCUGUUCCUGCUACUCCCCUUGCUCGCUGCUCUCUUCCCAGGAGGGGACAGUGAAUAUGGUAAGAACUGGGGGUUUGAGGAGCCUGUCUCCUACCAUUUCCUCCAGACGUCAGCCUUUCACAACCAUUCCUGGGUACAUCUGAGCUCAGGCUGGUUGGGGGAGCUGCAGAUUCACAGAUGGAACAGCAGCUCUGAUGCCAUCAUUUACUUGUAUCCCUGGUCCAGGGGCAACUUCAGUAACAGGGAGUUGGUGGAUCUGGAAAGGUUUCUCCGGGUAAACUCCAUUGGAAUUCAGGGAUUUCACACUGAUAACUUCAUGUCUGAAGAUCCCUUUGAUCUACAGGUUGCAACAGGCUGUGAACUGCACUCUGGGAAGGGCUUCCUAGGCUUUAAGCAGGUAGCUAUCCAAGGAUAUGAUUUCCUGAGCUACCACAAUAAAACAUGGUUACCAUCUCCAAAGGGCGGAGAAGAGGCCCAGAAAGUCUGCAAACUGCUCAGUCAGAACCAAGACUACACACAGAGGAUGCAUAGGCUCCUCAGUGAUACCUGCCCGCGUUUCACCUUGGGUCUUCUAGAUGCAGGGAAGGCUCAUCUCCAGCGACAAGUGAAGCCUGAGGCCUGGCUGUCCAGUGGCCCCAGCCCUGGGCCUGGCCGUCUGCUGCUGGUGUGCCAUGUGUCUGGCUUCUACCCAAAGCCUGUGUGGGUGAUGUGGAUGCGAGGUGAGCAGGAGCAGCUGGGCACUCAGAGAGGUGACAUCCUGCCCAAUGCUGAUGGCACGUGGUAUCUCCAAGCAACCCUGGAUGUGGCAGCUGGGGAGGCGGCUGGCCUGGCCUGCAGGGUGAAGCACAGCAGCCUAGGAGGGCAGGACCUCCUCCUCCACUGGGCACCUCCUAGUGCCCUGGGCUGGAUCCUCUCGGCAGUGAUAGUGGCCCUGGCUCUUCUGGCAGGCCUUGGAUUUUGGUUUAGGAAACGCUGGACACACCGUGAAGCUCCCUGCAGUGCUGUCCCUUUGAAAUGA